Trypanosoma cruzi is the source of this 1251-nucleotide messenger RNA. RefSeq lists its product as uncharacterized. The record is from RefSeq and is a predicted model, not a curated record. Gene Ontology annotation, biological process: zinc ion transmembrane transport. Gene Ontology annotation, molecular function: zinc ion transmembrane transporter activity. Lineage: Eukaryota; Euglenozoa; Kinetoplastea; Trypanosomatida; Trypanosomatidae. Bases 1 to 1251 code for a protein of 416 amino acids. Gene Ontology annotation, cellular component: plasma membrane. The transcript has a single exon.
AUGGAAGGUUACGUUCAUUCAUCUAUGAGGUCUAAUGACGUCCACUGCGUGAUGGCUCCGCAUACUCCUCGUGCAGUGGAGGAUAAGCCGCGUCGUGCUCUUAUCCGUGCUGUUAUUUUUUGUAUGAUUAUGAUGUGCGUUGAAGGGAUAUGUGGUUUUAUUGCAAACAGCCUUGCUGUUCUUUCUGAUGCGGUGCACAUGCUUGCUGAUGUCUUUGCUCUUUCAAUCUCUCUCUUUGCCGUGUAUGCUUCCUCUUGGAGUGCAACGACGAUAACUACGUACGGCUGGGGACGCGUUGAGGUUGUUGGUGCGCUCUGCUCUAUUUUAACAACAUGGGGCCUUGCGGGCUGGAUUGUUUUUGGUGCAAUCAAACGCACAAUUAUAAUACUAUUGUGCGCCAGCAACAAGAAUAGAAAAAACUGUGAUGAAAUUGACGCGGAACUGAUUUUUGUUGUUGGGGUCUUUGGAUUGUUAAUGAACGUUGUGUUGGCUAUUAUUUUGAGAUUUGGCGGGGCUCACGGACACAGUCACGGCUUGUUGCAUAGCGGUGCAGACGUUCAUGAACACCACCACAGCCUCGAUGCCUUGCAUGACCACAGCCACGAGAUUUCUCAGGACAUUGAAAGCGUUGUCAUCGAAACAGAGUGCGGCAUCGGUAAUUCUUCACACUUUCAGCUUGUGACUUCACACUCGGAAUUCGUGAAUCCGCCUUUGGGAGAUGGUCAUUCGUAUCACUGUGGGUCCGGAAGUAUGAAUCUGCGCGCGGCAAUGCUACAUGUUUUUGGGGAUUGUAUCCAGGCCUUUGGGGUCGUGGUGGCUGCAUCAAUCAUUUGGUUUGGGAACCUUAAAACGCAAGGUAGCGCUAAGAGUGCAAAUAGUUACUACAAUUUAGCCGAUCCCUUUUUUUCCUUCCUUUUUGGCCUUAUCACUAUUUACACGACACGCGACCUUUUCAAGGAAGUAGUUUCUGUGCUCCUCGAGGAAGUCCCCGCUUCCGUGAGCUAUGACGGUGUACGGGAUGCGCUUCUGGGUGUAGAAAACGUCGAGAGGAUUGAUGAUUUGCACAUGUGGUCGGUUGGGCCGAAUUUUCAUCUUCUCUCGGCGCACCUGACCGUUGCGGGAUGCUCAACAAUUCGUGAGGCUAAAGAAUUGGUUGAAGAAGCCGCCAUGCGGUGCAAAAGGUUGGGCCUGGCACACGCGACGAUACAACUGAACCACGUUUCUCGCAUUGAGAAUGGCACCACAACGUGA